CAUCAGGUCAUUUGGCUUGACAGCGGGCACCGCGUCAUCUGGCAAGGCAGUGGGCUCCGAGUCAACAGGCACGACAGUGAGCACCGGGUCAUCAGGUACCGGAUUGUCUGGCUCGACAGCGGGCACCGCAUCAUCUGGCAAGGCAGUGGGCUCCGAGUCAACUGGUAUGACCGCGGGCACUGGGUCAGACAUUGGAUCGUCUGGCUGGACAGCGGGCACUGGGUCACCAGGCAUCAGGUCAUUUGGCUUGACAGCGGGCACCGCGUCAUCUGGCAAGGCAGUGGGCUCCGAGUCAACAGGCACGACAGUGAGCACCGGGUCAUCAGGUACCGGAUUGUCUGGCUCGACAGCGGGCAUCGGGUCACCAGGCAUCAGGUCAUUUGGCUCGACAGCGGGCACCGGAUCAGGUACCGGAUCAUCUGGAUCAACAGCGGGCAUCGAGUCAACUGGCCUAAUAGGAUCGUCAGGCUGGAUCAGUUCAUCAUGCUGGGUAGAGGCAUCAGGACGAGUAGAGGCAUCAGGCCGAGUAGAGGCUUCAGGCCGAGUAGAGGCUUC
Messenger RNA from Staurois parvus, 555 nucleotides. The record is from the annotation of a GenBank genome assembly. Lineage: Eukaryota; Metazoa; Chordata; Amphibia; Anura; Ranidae.